UUGUCCCAGUUGCUGCUGAAGCUCCGGUAAUGCGCAAGCCAAAGGAGAAAAAGGCAAAGAAGGAGCAGUUCCAGUUGAAGACGCCUAAGGGGUCCAAGGACUGGGCCGACAAGGACAUGGUCAUCAGAGAGGCCAUCUUUCAGUCGCUUUCUUCCAUGUUCAAAAGACACGGCGGUGUGACUAUCGACACUCCUGUCUUCGAGUUAAGAGAGAUCUUGGCGGGUAAGUACGGUGAGGACUCCAAGUUAAUCUACAACCUUGAGGACCAGGGGGGUGAGUUGACCUCGUUGAGAUACGACUUGACAGUGCCAUUUGCCAGAUUUGUCGCCAUGAACAACAUCCAGGCCAUCAAGCGCUACCACAUCGCCAAGGUAUACAGACGUGACCAGCCGGCGAUGACCAAGGGCAGAAUGAGAGAGUUCUAUCAGUGCGAUUUCGACGUCGCGGGGACUUACGACAAGAUGGUACCAGAUGCAGAGAUUUUGUGCAUUUUGGUUGAAGGGUUGACCAACUUGGGGAUCCAGGACUUCAAGAUCAAGUUAAACCACAGAAAGGUCUUAGAUGGGAUCUUCGAGGUCUGCGGUGUCAAAGAAGAAGACGUUAGAAAGGUCUCCUCUGCGGUCGACAAGAUGGACAAGUUGCCGUGGGCCGCUGUCAAAAAAGAGAUGGUUGUCGACAAGAACCAGCCAGAGGAGGUUGCCGACAAGAUCGGUGAGUAUGUCAAGUUGAAGGGCACUGUGAGAGAAACCAUUGCAGAGUUGAAGAAGGACGAGCUCAUUUUGGCCAACGCCUCUGCCGCUGCCGGCUUGGAGGAGAUGGAAAUCUUAGCUGAGUACUUGGAGGCCUUUGAAAUCUCGCCAUUUGUCUCUUUCGACCUUUCCUUGGCCAGAGGGUUAGACUACUACACCGGUCUCAUCUACGAGGCCGUAACUGAGGCCUCCUCCGCACCAACCAACGCCGAUGAUUUGAAGAAGAAGGCUAAGAAGAGCAAGGAUGGUGAGGUUGAGGAUGCCUCGGACUUUGUUGGUGUCGGUUCCAUCGCUGCCGGUGGCCGCUACGAUGGUUUGGUCGGUAUGUUUGCCGGUGCCAACGGUAAAAAGGCGUCGAUUCCGUGUGUUGGUAUUUCGUUCGGUGUUGAGAGAAUCUUCUCCUUGAUCAAAAUGAGACAGCAGCAGGCGGAUAAGAUUCGUCCAACUGCCACCCAGGUCUACGUCAUGGCCUUCGGUGACGGCUUCUUAAAGGAGAGAAUGUCCAUCACCAAGAAGUUGUGGGCUGCAGGUAUCGAGGCCGAGUACUUGUACAAGGUCAAGGCGAAUCCAAGAAAGCAGUUCGAGUCUGCUGAGAAGGCCGGCUGUCCAGUGGCCGUCAUCUUGGGGAAGGACGAGCAGGCCAACGGCCAGGUCAAGGUCAAGCUCUUGGGGCCAGAGUUCACCGAUACCGAAGAUGGUGAGGUGAUUGUUAGUAUUAGUGAUGUGGUCGAAACCGUGAAGACGAAGUUGGCCCAGGCCAAUGUCGGCGGCAUGAACGAGAUCACCCGUUUGCUCAAAGGGUUGUAAGCCAGUAUUCAGCGAAGCGCGAUAUUUACUGGCCCACCUGUUUGAUGAUCACUAGAAACUAUUCUCAUGGUUUAGUCUCUCUAUUGCCUCGUGGUAUGACUCAGGCGAUAAUCCUCUCUACUCAGUCUUUAUUUCUGAUGAAGCCUUUCUCUAUAUAUAACUAUGCACAUUGCGGCUUACGUGAGAUGCGGACUAUAGAAGUUUAUAUCUUUUAUUCUAAGUGUAAUUGGAUGCUGUAGAUAUGGGGGAAAUGGCUAUGUACGUGCG
Messenger RNA from Babjeviella inositovora NRRL Y-12698, 1823 nucleotides. RefSeq names its product histidine--tRNA ligase (gene HTS1). The transcript has a single exon. The record is from RefSeq and is a predicted model, not a curated record. Gene Ontology annotation, cellular component: cytoplasm; mitochondrion. The coding region runs from base 30 to 1556 and encodes 508 amino acids. Gene Ontology annotation, molecular function: histidine-tRNA ligase activity; ATP binding. Lineage: Eukaryota; Fungi; Ascomycota; Pichiomycetes; Serinales. Gene Ontology annotation, biological process: mitochondrial translation; histidyl-tRNA aminoacylation.